AUGGUUUCGUGUUUCUCCGUCGCUCCCAUACACAACGACAAGUACGACUAUUACAUCGACGAUUACAUCUCCGAUGACGACCCGAACCUCGACCCGGACGUACGUACGCUUCGCAAGGCGAAGCAGCGGCGGUACGAGGAGCGGCUCGCGAAGGAAGCGGCGAAAGCGGCGGAGGAAAGGGAGCGGAUACGGCAGAGAGUCGGGGGAGUGGUGGUGGUGGGUGUGGAUGUGAAUGAAAGCGGCCAGAAGAUCGUGGACUUCGCGAUUGAGAAUAUGGUGAAGCGAGGCGGCAAGCUGGUGCUCGUGCACGUCGCCACCGUCACUCCCCUCGUACAGCCGGGCCCAGGCCGCAGCGACAAGCGCGAGGUGAAGAGCAGGGAGCGCGCGUGGUGGGGAGGGUACAACCUGCACAUGUCACACGAGGUCGCGCGCCUGUUGAAACCCCACAGGAGGCAAUGCAGAGCGGCUGGGAUGGAGGUGGAGGUGAGUAUAAUGCGAGGCAAGUCAGUGCCACACACGCUCUUAAAAGAGGCCGCUCCCUCUCGUUCUUUCUUGCUUCUUCGCGCUCCCCCUUCCCUUCAGAUGGAGGUGGAGGUGCGUAUAGUGCGAGGCAAGUCAGUGCCUCACACCCUCUUGAAAGAGGCUGCUGCGCUUUCUGCAACCACGCUGCUGCUGGGGGGGCAGGGGCGGAAGGGCAAGGGCAAGGAGAACGCGCAGGGGGAGGGGGAGGGCGCACGGGAGGAGAGGCGGAGGGGGGAGGCUGCAGCAGCAGGUGCUGCAGCAGCAGGGGUGGCUGGGAUGAGUGUGGUUGGCGGGAUGCAGGUUGGCAAGUCAAGCAAGCUACUGUGCCCGGCGGCCCCCUCUAGGCUGUGUGGUGCUGGUGGUGGAUCCCUCCUCCUCAUCUGCUCCCUGAUGUUCGCCCCCCUCUUACCACCCUCCCGACAGGCAAUCAGGCCCCACCACAGCAAGCUACUGUGCCCGGCGUCCCCCUCUAGGCUGUGUGGUGCUGGUGGUGGAUCCCUCCUCCUCAUCUGCUCCCUGAUGUUCGCCCCCCUCUUACCACCCUCCCGACAGGCAAUCAGGCCCCACCACAGCAAGCUACUGUGCCCGGCGGCCCCCUCUAGGCUGUGUGGUGCUGGUGGUGGAUCCCUCCUCCUCAUCUGCUCCCUGAUGUUCGCCCCCCUCUUACCACCCUCCCGACAGGCAAUCAGGCCCCACCACAGCAAGCUACUGUGCCCGGCGUCCCCCUCUAGGCUGUGUGGUGCUGGUGGUGGAUCCCUCCUCCUCAUCUGCUCCCUGAUGUUCGUCCCCCUCUUACCACCCUCUCGACAGGCAAUCGGGCCACAACACAGCAAGCUACUGUGCCCGGCGGCCCCCUCUAGGCUGUGUGGUGCUGGUGGUGGAUCCCUCCUCCUCAUCUGCUCCCUGAUGUUCGCCCCCCUCUUACCACCCUCUCGACAGGCAAUCAGGCCCCACCACAGCAAGCUACUGUGCCCGGCGUCCCCCUCUAGGCUGUGUGGUGCUGGUGGUGGAUCCCUCCUCCUCAUCUGCUCCCUGAUGUUCGCCCCCCUCUUACCACCCUCUCGACAGGCAAUCGGGCCACAACACAGCAAGCUACUGUGCCCGGCGGCCCCCUCUAGGCUGUGUGGUGCUGGUGGUGGAUCCCUCCUCCUCAUCUGCUCCCUGAUGUUCGCCCCCCUCUUACCACCCUCCCGACAGGCAAUCAGGCCCCACCACAGCAAGCUACUGUGCCCGGCGUCCCCCUCUAGGCUGUGUGGUGCUGGUGGUGGAUCCCUCCUCCUCAUCUGCUCCCUGAUGUUCGCCCCCCUCUUACCACCCUCUCGACAGGCAAUCAGGCCCCACCACAGCAAGCUACUGUGCCCGGCGGCCCCCUCUAGGCUGUGUGGUGCUGGUGGUGGAUCCCUCCUCAUCUGCUCCCUGAUGUUCGCCCCCCUCUUACCACCCUCUCGACAGGCAAUCAGGCCCCAACACAGCAAGCUACUGUGCCCGGCGUCCCCCUCUAGGCUGUGUGGUGCUGGUGGUGGAUCCCUCCUCCUCAUCUGCUCCCUGAUGUUCGCCCCCCUCUUACCACCCUCUCGACAGGCAAUCAGGCCCCAACACAGCAAGCUACUGUGCCCGGCGUCCCCCUCUAGGCUGCAAUCAGGCCCCACCACAGCAAGCUACUGUGCCCGCCGCCCCCCUCUAGGCUGUGUGGUGCUGGUGGUGGAUCCUUCCUCCUCACGUGUCGUGCUGCAGUCAGGCAACGUCGACUUUCGCUACCCCAACCACCCCAUUCGCGGCCGCCACCGGCCCAAUGCUACCCGCGCCCGCACCCUCGGUGCUGGGGGUGCCGGUGCUGCUGGUAGCGGUGGUGCUGCUGCUUUGGAGGCUGCUGGGAGUGGUGGGGGUGGGAGUACUGGUGCUACAGGUGUGGUUGCUUCUGUGUCUGUUUCUGCGGCUGCUGCUGCUCGUGCUGCCGCUGUUGCCAUGGGUUCGAGAGCUCUAUCCGCUCAUCUUGUUGAGGCUGCCGCCUCUGGGUCAUCUGGAGCAGCAGGGGAGCAGCAGGGUCAUCUGGGCCACACACGUCCCACUGUUUCGCACAGUGCAUCAGCAGCAGCGGCAGCAGCAGCACCAGCUGCAGGGGUGGGGACAGCAGCAGGGCGGGCCUCUGUCAGCAGUGCCGUUGCCGCUGCUGCCGCCGCUGCUGCAGCAGCGAUCAGGGUCGCUACAGCCAAGAUUGCUGCUGCUGGUGCCGCCGCUGCUGCUGCUUCUGGUGGUGCUGCUGGUGCUGCUGGUGCUAGUGGUGCUGGUGGUGCUAGUGGUGCUGGUGCUGGUGCUGCUGGUGCUGCUGGUGCUAGUGGUGCUGCUGGCGGUGCUGCUGCUUCUGGUGGCUAUACACCCGUUACUCACUAUUAUCACCAGCAGAUCACCCCGUCGUCUUCACUCUCCUCCUCCCCGUCUGUCCUGCACACUCGCUCCUCCCAUUCCUCCUGCUCCUCCGCAACCCCCUCCCACCUGCCCUCCACUUCCUCUUGGUCUGCGAAACCAGCACGGGAUGGCGGUAGUGUUCAGAGAAGCAGUGGCAGUUUUAGAGCGGUGGAAGGGGAGGGAGAAGGGGAGGUUCGUGUUAAAGGGGUGGGGUCAGUGGCGGGGGGGAGGGUGGGUGGUGGUGCUGACGAUGGGUCUAGUGUUCAGAGCUACAGGAGUAGUCUGCAUGGGGUGAAGGAGGAGGAGGAAGAAGAAGAGGAAGAGGAGGAGGGUGAUGAGGAUGAAAGGGAGGAGGAGGACGAGGAGGAGGAAGAAGGGAGAAGGGAGGCGGAGGAGGAGGGUGGUGAGGAGGUAGAGGAAGGGGAUGGGGAGCAGAGGGAAGGGGAGGAGGAGGACGAGGAGGGGGAGGGGGAGGAUGAUGAGGAGGAAGAUGGAGGGCCCCGGGGGCUGAAUGGAUCGUACCAUUCUGGUAACCUGGUUACCAGCAGUAGCAGGCUUGUUACAAACAGUGGUGCGGUUACCAGCGGCAUGAGCGCAUGCUACGACGAGAGUGGGAGUGUGAGCCGAUAUGGCGAGGGGAGUGAGAGCGUGAGUCGGUACACAGGGAGGAGUGAGGGUGUGACCGGGUCAGCAGCAUCAGACUCCCACAUCACAUUAGUAGGAGGCUCGGAUGCCAAGCCCCCCGCCUCUCUCCACACGUCUGUCUUCGGGGAGUCAAGUGUCCCUCUGGCGGGGCAAGCACAGCAGCAGGCAGAGGGGGUGCAAGGGGGUGUGCAAGGGGAAUCUGCUGCUGCUGCUGCUGCUGCUGCUGCUGCUGUAGCGUCUCCGCUUGAUGUGCCGAUUCCUUCUGCUGCACCCUCUGCUGCUGCUCCUCCUGUUGCGUCUGCUGCUUCUUCUGUUGCGUCUGCUGCUUCUUCUGUUGCUGCUGGGAAGGGCACCACGCCAAUAUCAGUAGACCUCCUGUUUCAGCUCGUCUUUGCACACCAGAAUCCAGACACACAGCAGCAGCAAGGCCAGUCUCUAUCCUCCUCCACUCGCUCCUCUCAAUCCAUCACAGCCACACAUUCUCCCGCCCGCAUCUUUCCUCUCAAAGAGCUUGUUGCAGCAACAGGAAAUUUCGCUCGAGAGAACAUGAUAGGGAAGGGAGGGUACGCGCAUGUGUAUAAGGGGAAACUGAAGCUUACUAUAGGGGAGCAUACGGGCAGUGGCAGUGCGGUUGGUGGCGGUGCCUCUCCUUUACAAGCCUCUGUGUUGGCUAUAACUGGGGUGGCGAAUAAACCCGCUAUAGACGGAUCCAUUAAGUCGCCUAUAGAGGGUACGGUGGGGUACAUGGCCCCCGAGUAUUUUCUUAGGGGGCGGCUGUCCACCCACACUGAUACAUACGCGUUUGGAGUGCUGCUGCUGGAGCUUAUAACGAGUCGCCGGCCUGUGGAUCCGAGGAGGAGCAAGGAGGAGAUGGACCUGGUGCUGUGGGCCCUCCCUCUGCUGGGAUCUGGUAAACUGCACCUGCUGCUGGAUCCGCGAGUGGAGGGUGCAGUGGAUCUGCCCUCGCUGCACCGCAUGGCUGCUGCUGCUCUGCUCUGCCUGCGCCACACGCCCUCCCUGCGCCCCUCCAUGCACCAAGUGGCCCUGCUGCUGGAAGGGCACUCUCUGGAUUACCAGCAGGUGGGUUUCCUCCUGCCUGCCCAUUGCUGCUAG
This is a messenger RNA of Closterium sp. Naga37s-1, 4686 nucleotides long. Lineage: Eukaryota; Viridiplantae; Streptophyta; Zygnematophyceae; Desmidiales; Closteriaceae. The record is from the annotation of a GenBank genome assembly.